GGGCCGAAGAGGAGGAGCCAGAGGAGGUAUCUGCUGCAAGUUCCUGGCUGCUUCUGAGCUCACCCCAUCCUCCGAGAGGGAGGAGGCCCGAGUGGUGAUGCUGGUGCUGCCGCCGCCUGGACUGCUGGUACUCUAGUGGGGCUGGAAGGGUGGUUCCUUUUUGCACCAUCGCCAGCCAGAGACUGAGGGUGAAAAAAAGAAAUCCCAGCAGUCGCUGCUGAUGUUGGGUUCGGAGGCUGCAUCCGACUCGGUCACAAGGAAAAUGGAUUCAGUUUGCACCUCUCCCUCCUUUCAACAGCUUCUCCAGGUCUCCGCACGGGCUUCCAGGGCAGUGGCUAAGGAGACCUUACCAAGGACCACCACGCAGUAGAUGCUGAAACACCGCACUCCGGGAUAAGAAACGGGAACAUGGCAGCACCCGUGUGAAAGGACUUAAAAACCAACAGACUCCAUUUAGAAAGGAACAAUGUCCAAGAAAGGGCGAAAUAAGGGCGAGAAGCCCGAGGCGCUCAUCGUCGCCCUUCAAGCUGCCAAUGAAGACCUCAGGACCAAGCUCACAGACAUCCAGAUAGAGCUGCACCAAGAGAAGUCCAAGGUAUCGAAGCUGGAAAGAGAGAAGACUCAAGAAGUCAAGAGGAUCCGGGAGCUGGAGCAGCGCAAGCACACCGUCCUGGUGACCGAGCUCAAAGCCAAGCUCCACGAGGAGAAGAUGAAGGAGCUGCAGGCCGUGCGGGAGAGCCUCAUCAAGCAGCACGAGCAGGAGAUGGCGAGGACAGUGAAGGUGCGGGACGGGGAGAUCCAGAGGCUCAAGUCGGCGCUGUGUGCCCUCCGGGACGGCAGCAGCGACAAAGUAAGGACAGCACUCACCAUGGAGGCCCGGGAGGAGGCCCGGAAACUGUUCGAUGCGGAGCGCAUUAAGCUCCUCCAGGAAAUUGCGGACCUGAAAACGGCCAAGAAGCAGGUGGACGAGGCCCUCAGCAACAUGAUCCAAGCGGAUAAAAUCAAGGCCGGGGACCUGAGGAGUGAGCAUCAGUCCCACCAGGAAGCCAUCUCGAAGAUCAAGUGGGAGUCGGAGCGGGAUAUCCGGAGGCUGAUGGAUGAAAUCAAAGCCAAGGACAGGAUCAUCUUUUCCCUGGAGAAGGAACUGGAGACUCAGACAGGCUAUGUACAGAAACUCCAGCUGCAGAAGGAGGCUCUGGAUGAGCAGCUCUUUCUGGUCAAGGAAGCUGAGUGCAACAUGAGCAGCCCGAAACGAGAAAUUCCAGGGAGAGCAGGCGAUGGCUCAGAGCACUGCAGCAGUCCUUUAAAGCGCGUGCGGGAAACCGAAAAGCAGUGUAAACCUCUCCUGGAAAGGAACAAGUGCCUCGCCAAGAGAAAUGACGAGCUGAUGCUGUCCCUGCAACGCAUGGAGGAGAAACUGAAAGCUGUUACCAAGGAAAACUCCGAAAUGGUGGAGCUCCUCAGCCAGACACCUCCNNGUAAAAAAUUAAAAUCUCUGAAUGACCUCGAUCAAGCUAAUGAAGAACAAGAGACAGAGUUUCUCAAACUUCAGGUCAUUGAGCAGCAGAACAUUAUUGAUGAGCUCACCAGGGACCGAGAAAAGCUCAUCCGCAGAAGAAAGCAUAGAAGAAGUUCCAAGCCAAUUAAGAGGCCCGUUUUGGACCCAUUUAUUGGUUACGAUGAUGACUCCAUGGACUCAGAGACGUCAUCCAUGGCCUCAUUCAGAACAGACCGAACACCAGCUACUCCCGAUGAUGACUUAGACGAAAGUUUAGCAGCUGAAGAGUCUGAGCUACGAUUUCGACAACUAACAAAAGAAUACCAGGCCCUCCAAAGAGCGUAUGCCCUCCUGCAGGAGCAGACUGGAGGCAUCAUCGACGCUUUUUUCGGCUCCAAGGCUCAAGAACAGCUCCAAGCAGAGGUGCUAAGGUAUAAAGCCAAAAUUGAAGAUCUGGAAGCGACUCUGGCUCAGAAAGGGCAGGAUUCACACUGGGUAGAAGAUAAACAACUUUUCAUUAAGAGAAACCAGGAGCUUUUAGAAAAGAUAGAAAAGCAGGAGGCAGAAAAUCACCGCUUACAACAGGAACUGCAGGAUGCCAGAGACCAGAAUGAACUGCUGGAGUUUCGAAACCUAGAGCUAGAAGAAAGAGAGAGACGGUCCCCUCCAUUUAAUCUACAAAUUCACCCAUUCUCAGAUGGUGUGAGUGCUCUCCAGAUCUACUGUAUGAAAGAAGGUGUCAAGGAUGUGAACAUCCCUGAUCUCAUAAAGCAGCUUGAUAUCCUGGGGGACAAUGGGAAUUUAAGAAAUGAAGAACAAGUGGCCAUAAUUCAGGCCAGCACUGUGCUGUCCCUGGCAGAGAAGUGGAUCCAGCAAAUCGAAGGAGCAGAAGCUGCCCUGCACCAGAAAAUGAUGGAAUUGGAAAGUGACAUGGAACAAUUCUGCAAAAUCAAAGGCUAUCUGGAGGAAGAGCUAGACUACAGAAAACAAGCUCUGGACCAAGCAUAUAUGAGAAUCCAGGAACUAGAAGCUACUUUGUACAAUGCUCUGCAGCAAGAAACUGUUAUCAAGUUUGGCGAACUGCUGAGUGAGAAACAGCAAGAGGAGCUGAGGACGGCGGUAGAGAAGCUACGGCGGCAGAUGCUGAGGAAGAGCCGAGAAUAUGACUGUCAGAUCCUUCAGGAGAGAAUGGAGCUCUUGCAGCAAGCCCACCAGAGAAUCCGUGACUUAGAAGAUAAAACAGACAUCCAGAAAAGACAGAUAAAGGACUUAGAGGAAAAGAGUAACCGAAAACACGGAUAAAACCCCAGAGAGACAAAUGCUUCUAAACCUUCAAAGAUGGCAGAAAUGUUUACAGCAGUGAGAGAGAGAGAUCAAAAGCUAAGAACUACCCUGUAGCCAGGACUACAACUGUGUAUUUUAAAGCCAUUAUUCAAGGUUUCUUACUUGACAGUUCCUACAUGACCCUGGUGAAAAUCUACAAUAUAUGCUGCAUUUAAUGAAACGUGUACAUGUCAAGCCAGAAGAAAAGAACUAUAAACAUAUAUUGUGAAGGCAAAAAACAAAUCAACCGUGGAAACAGAUUCAGCAGAUCACACAAAGAUGUGUCUUGGGCAUGGAACCAAAGUUACAAAGAACCAUUCUACCCCUGCUGUGCAGGGGGGUCAUUUUAAUGUAACACCACACCCCAUGGAAACACUAGUCCUGAAAUAAACAUCAUUUAAAAAAAAUCAAAACAAACAACAGAAACUAGGGUGGGUGGGAAUGAAGCACGAGGAAUACCUAUGAGGAGCUAUUUACAAUAAAAUGUUUCGUUUGAAAAGUCUGGUUUCUUACUACAGGGAUUUGCUUUUUUGUCUUUAUUAUUGUUUAAAACUCAGGAACAGAGACCUCUGCCAUGUGAGUGGGAAGGAAGGCGCUCUCCGGUUGGUUUUUCUGCCAAAGGUGGAGCAGGUGGAGUGCAUCCCACAGCUGAGAGAUCUGAGUCGUGGCACACGGUGACCCCGACUGCCCCGGCGGCCAAGGCGGAGGACCUCGGCGAAUGGGACAUCAGACACAGAGCAGACUCGAUGCUUCCUUGACCUCCUGUCACACCUGUCUUGCUCCAGGAACAAGAGACUGAUCUCAUUCGUGUUGAAAAUGAAGAAGACGAUGCUCUCAGUCACUAGCUCCCCGACUUAGUUCUAUUUAUAAUACCAAUAUCUAUAGGGGACAUGGGCCAGAGAGCAUCUCUGAAUCUUUCCGUUUAACACAAUACUGGUUUUCAAAUGGCUGCUUAGAAUUGCCUGCAAAUAAAUGUCAUAUGAUUCCAGUAAAACCACCAUCGAGACAAGUAAACUUCUAACAACUUUUGAGUUUGCCACACAGGGAUGUGAAUAUAAAACUAAGUUAUGAUUGUUUUUUUAAAUGUCCUGAUAAGCCUCCAGGUCUUGGAUCUCUUGUCAGUUAAGUGGAUAACUUGUUUGUUUUUCCCAGAUUGCUGACAGCAACAAGAUAGCUCUACUUUUUUAUACAGAAGUAACAUUCUGUUACGGAUAAGGUUUGUUUUCUACCAGAGACAAUGAAAAGACUGGUCCUUUUCCUAAGUUAUGUAAUACCGAGUCUUGGACUCAGAUGUGAGAGCAAAUAAAUGUUCCUGAAAAGCUAAUUUUACACCUCACUUACUGUAGAUAACGAAACAGCCUCAAUUUUUCAAAUCGUCAAGGUGUUACUUACAGGGCUAGAGUUCCCAUGCCUAGAGAAUGUGUAUAGGGAGCCAGAACCUCUUUCUAUGAAAUACUUCCCAAGUCCUCCCACACGUGGGUUCAGUAUCUUAUUCUUCAGUUUUAGCGCUGGCGUUGUGAAAGCCAGCAAGUUACUGAAGAGUGUACAAGAAAAGCUGCAAUGCUGGGGUCCGCUUUUUGUUUUUAUAUUGACUGCUGACACAGGUAUCGUUGGCCCAGUCAUAUAACCUCUCUGUGCCUCAGUUUCCUCAUCUGCAAAAUGAGGUUAAAAAGCUUUUUUCAUGAAGUUUCUUUCUUGCAAUUCUGGAACAAGAGGUGCUUAAAGUAGCACAAAGUGCUCUGUAAUUACUCUGACUGCGAAUACUAUUUGACUUUCUUGUAUUGUUGAGAACGAGAGUCCCCUGUGUGAUAACAUAGUGCUUGGGUUGGGUUGGAUCUAAGUCCUGCAGCACUGAAGCCUUCCCAUCAAACCACCUGGGGCAAUCCUAGCGCUAAGGACUGAGAGGUCAGAGCCAGGGGCUGUAAUAACCCACAGGAAGUAGAUCAUCUCGUGCUAUUAUUGAGCAAGAUAGACGUGUGUGCCAUCCCAGUGAUGAGGAUCUUCUAGCUCUCCUCAUUGCGUAUGCAGGGCAGGAUACAAAACUCACUUUCUCAUCGGAGGGCCAGCCAUAAAAUGAAGGCUUGGAGUGAACUGAUAGCAUCACGUAAUUCAUCGGAUCACCCCUUCUAUUUUGGGGGAAGGUCUGGUGAUGUGUCCUACUGGGAAUAUAUAAGAUAACUAUCUUCAUGUUAUUUGUUCAAUUGGGUAGGUUCCGGAUUAAAUGUGAACAGUACAUUGGUUGUGCAGACGGUGUGAAAAAGGGUGCCCUCCAGCCUGUGACCAAACCCUUUCGAACCUCAAAAUGUAUGGGAGAGGAUAAAUUACCCUUCGUAUCUUCAACUUUUCUCUUUCACUGUCUUCAUUGCCAUUCCAGAGUCCAUCUGAGCAAAUUCAUACUCCACUUCCUCCAGCAAACCUACGUUCCUUCUCUUCAUCUUGCUUUCCCCACCAAGAAAUUUGUAGUUUAAAUUUGACUUCCAAGUACUGGCUAUGGUUUAAAUGAUGAGAAACAUUUGUAAAAAUAAUGUGGUUUAAUCAUAUAUGCGAUCUGCUAUGACUCAUUGCAUCACUCACACAAAUCACACAAGAGCAAUGACAUCUAAGCAGUUUUAGAUGUGCUUAGGGAAUAUGUUGCUUAAGAUCCAGGAAAUUAGCAAAUUUCUCUAUAUUGUAGGCUAACAGGUGAUAUGUUUGCCUAGUCUUACGAUCCUCAAAAUUAUUAUUGCAUAAGGUCAAAUAUUUUUAUAGGUACACCUCUCUGUUAUCCAUUUCCACAAUGACAAAAAAAACAUUUAGCAAAAUUGUAACUGUCUGAUAUCGUCACUCAUGGAUCCAUGGAAAUGGACCAUAUCUAAAUGAGUGCUGCCCUUUGUAAAUGAUGUUCAGAAAAAAGAGUGUCUUACUGAUAGAGGAAGGCUUACUGUGGUCCUACUCCUUACAAAGAACAGACAAUUCCCACGCAGAUCUUUAAUUUCUGCAUCUUAACUAUCCCACCACAUUUGACCAAUGGGUUAGCCAUCAGAACAGCAUUCUUCAGGGUCCAUUUACUUAAUUUUUCUUAAAAUAGUCAUCUCUUGGAAAAUAAAGAUAACCAACAAUACUAAAAAAUAGUUUGAGAUAAAAUAAAAGCCCAAAUUUAGCACAGUUAUUCAAGAGAGGAAAAUUUUUAUGGUAAAGGUGGAGUUGGGGGGUGGGGCGGGGGGAGGAUGGAAGACUAUAUUUGGCUAUAAUACUGGAAAGCAUCUAUUACUAAAUUGACCAACUUUUUUUAAUGUCACCCAAUUUUUGUUUUUGGAAACACUGGAAUUUGUUAAAAAUAAGUAUAAGAUCUCCUUUACCCUUUGUCAUAUAAGUGAAAUUAUUGCCAAUAGUGAGAUUUUAGGGAAGGAAGAAUAAAUUUCGCUUGAUUUUUCUUCUACUCAGAUAACUUCACACAGGUGAUGGGGUCUUCAGGAGGAUAGAGGUGACCCAGAGGGCUCAUGGGUCACCGCUGAAGCAGAAAGGGGACAUUCGUUCUCCACUAGGAAUAGAGGAAAUCAAGGCUUGUCAAGUAAUUUUUGCAACAGUAUUUCAUUUCAACUUACUGUGUUUUCAGUUGAAAAUACAUCUCUGGCAAAUGUGUUCCUUUUUGCCUACUAUUGUCAACAUUUUUUGUAAAACCACUGUGUAAUCUAUACGUUCAGUGUCUUCAAUGUAAUUCAUAAGGUUAUUGUUUGAAAAUGAAGCAAGUCUUUUAAACUUGCCUGGGUUUUUAUGGGUACUGUAAAAACACUAUUCAUCAGUAUUGUGUUGGUGUUUAAAUAAUUGGAUCAUGUGUGUUAUGUUACAUGAAAAUAGUUGGAAAGCAUAGACCGUUUAUUUUUUAAAUAUUUAAUUGCAUUUUUUCAAUCUGUCAAAGAGUGGCACAGAAAAUAUAUUUAUUUGCCUACUAUAUUGAAUAAUGUACCUUUCGAGGGGUCAGUAAUCAAAGCGAGUCUUAGAUGACUGUGUGUGUAAUGAGUUAAUGCUUCCAGAAUGGGCCAAUCCUUUCUAAAGGGAAAAAAGUAGGUCACAAGGUCUUGAGGGAUGAAAGCUUCCAUUCUGUUCAACUGCCUUGUCAUUUCCAUGUAACAUAUUGUCUUGAGAAUGAAUUUCAGGCAUCUCGGCAAGAGGAUUCAGACAUAAUAGAAGGUUGGCGUCGAUCCUCUAUGAUUCCAUUUGAGGACUGGGCAGGGCAAGAUUCACUUUCCUCUGCUGCCUUUAGUUCGGCAGUUUAGUGUUGUUGAGUCCAAUGUUCAAUCAAAAUGACUAAAGAUAGAGUUCAAGGGGCCAUGCUGCAGGAAUAAGAAGGAUAAUGUGCUGUACUCAACACGAAACUCAGAAGUACAAGUGGUUGAUGGUGCAAGGUUCCCUGUCUUCUUUGUGUUUUUGCAUUGAGGUCUCUGUGCCCGUGCUUAUAUUUCCAUCCUUAUUACAUCAAAGUUCUGUAGGGUGGGAGUGCUACAGAUAAACAACGUUGAGUCCAACUUUGCCUACACUCACGACUCCACAAACUUGCUAAAUUGUGGAUGUUGCAAUUUCCCAAAAGCAGAUGCACAAUAUCCCCCAAUAACAGCAAUCACUGAUUGGCAUCUCACAAAAUGUGCCUAUUCCCCCCACCCACCCAUUAACCAUAAUAAUGAGGCAGAUCAAAAUCUAAACACUUUUAUAAAUAUGUGAUGUACAUGUAUAUACACACAUAUAUAUUCUGUACAUAGUAUGAUGGUGCGAGUGCUUCCUACGUGUGUGCUUCUGUCCUGGGUUGAGGUGUUAAGGAAGGGUUUCCCCCCUGCUUCUGGGUAACUCAUGUUUUUGUUUGGCAUCUGCUGUCUGUGCUCUUCCCCUCCUUGCCUGCUUCCCUCCCUCCUCCCCAUCUUCUUUUCAUUACUACUAUUCCCCGCUGUUGACGGAGACAAAGAUCUGCUUAUUGGUUCUUUUUACGCAGGCCCAUAAACCAGCCUUGUAGUGACGCCGAUGGUUUUCUGGGAAGAGCAACAGAAAGCCCAACACAAUCUACAGCACUAAUAUUAGCCAAAAGUCUCAUAGGUUUAUCAGUUAAAAACCCCAUUUGCAGAAGGGUUCAUGCAUGUUUAAACCUUCAAGAUCCAAUUCUGUGGGAACUCAAGUGUAGAGCCAGUGUAUUUGCAUACACAACUCCCCAGGUGUCUACUGUAUACAUGUAGCCAGGGGGCCAAUUUCUCAGAGCUUUCCUACAAUCAACUGCCUCCACGGGGUUCUUUCUCUCCAUCGCAUUAGCAUGACUCCAUAUAUUGCUUCAGUGCUUGUUUACUAACAGGAGAAAAACAUAAAUGGACUGAGUUUCACCAGAAUGAUCCUCUGAAGUCACUGAAGAGAUACAUGUGUUGUAUGCAUUACUAUAGAGAUCAGAAUCAGCUUAUUGUAUGUAAAAUUUUAUGAAUGGUUAUUUUAUAAUUUAUGUAUUUAAUAUAGGAAUUGAUGAGCUCUGGUGUUUUAGUUUCUAUACAAAUAAAACAAGCUGCAUUUUUUAAAA
This is a messenger RNA of Myotis davidii, 8351 nucleotides long. It is a transcript of the gene JAKMIP2, whose product is annotated as janus kinase and microtubule interacting protein 2. The record is from RefSeq and is a predicted model, not a curated record. Bases 467 to 2800 code for a protein of 777 amino acids. NCBI's taxonomy places the organism in Eukaryota, Metazoa, Chordata, Mammalia, Chiroptera, Vespertilionidae. Gene Ontology annotation, molecular function: kinase binding; microtubule binding. The transcript is spliced from 21 exons.